AUGGACGUCUCUCUUUCCAAAUUAUGGGAAGAAUGGUGCAAUCGUGAUACUAUCAUGGCUAAACUCAAAGACAUCAAAGAGUUGCAUGGUAUCCGAAUACUCAAACAGGAACCAUUAGAGACGUUACUCGCUUUCAUCUGCUCAUCUAAUAACAAUAUUUCAAGGAUUUCAAGUAUGGUAAAUAAACUAGCAAAAUUAUAUGGUGAUUCGAUUGUAAUUGAUUCCUCGAUGCAGAAUGAUCAUGAUGUGCUUGAUCGGUUCCCUGAGUUGGGCUAUGCUUUCCCAUCAUUGUCUCAGCUGAGUGCCGUUCAGGAUCAGCUGGGUACUGUGCUACGUGAACAAUUAUUCGGAUAUAGAGCCAAUUAUGUGAGCGAAACUGUUCGGCAACUAAGCAAAAUGCCUUCGAAUAUUCUUGUGGAUGUUCAAGCUCUUCCGUGUGAUGAAAUCCGAAAGUUUCUGCUAGGAUUUUCAGGCGUUGGUCCCAAGGUUGCAGAAUGUGUGGCGCUAAUGUCUCUUGGACAGAAUCAAUGUGUCCCCAUAGAUCGUCAUGUUUUUGAGAUUACAAAAAAGUACUUUUUGCCCGAACUUAAGGAUUCCGGCUUGACUGACGCGUUAAACCGUCGCCUUGUGGAAUUCUAUGAAGAAAAAUUUGGACCUUAUGCUGGUUGGGCUCAAGCUGUAUUGUUUAACCAACAAUUGGAGAAAUUUGUGCACAGCUCACCUGUGAAAAAACCUAUACGUCAACUUGGAAGCGAGAUGAAAGCAAAAACUAACAAAGGAAAGAAAAUACUCAAGAAAACUCGCAGAAAAGGAAAGGCUAGCUCAUGA
Messenger RNA from Necator americanus (New World hookworm), 828 nucleotides. RefSeq lists its product as uncharacterized. NCBI's taxonomy places the organism in Eukaryota, Metazoa, Nematoda, Chromadorea, Rhabditida, Ancylostomatidae. The transcript has 6 exons. The record is from RefSeq and is a predicted model, not a curated record. Gene Ontology annotation, cellular component: nucleus. Gene Ontology annotation, biological process: nucleotide-excision repair; base-excision repair, AP site formation; base-excision repair. Gene Ontology annotation, molecular function: 8-oxo-7,8-dihydroguanine DNA N-glycosylase activity; damaged DNA binding. The coding region runs from base 1 to 828 and encodes 275 amino acids.